Molecule: messenger RNA, 675 nt
Organism: Hippocampus zosterae (dwarf seahorse)
Lineage: Eukaryota; Metazoa; Chordata; Actinopteri; Syngnathiformes; Syngnathidae
Product: cytochrome b5 domain-containing protein 1-like
Exons: 1
Source: RefSeq, a predicted model, not a curated record
AUGGCUGAGCUGCACAAAUACCUGCCUGCUCCCUCGCCUCGCCGCCGCUACUACAACCGCAGCGAGGUGCAGCUCCACAACACUGCCAACGACCUGUGGGUCUCCUUCUUCGGGCGGGUCUACGACCUGACCGAGCUGGUCCAGCAGCACAUCCAUGAGGCCGAGGUCGUGCCCCUCAUCGAGGCCGCCGGCACUGACAUUUCGGGCUGGUUCGACUCCAAGACCAAGCAGCCCCGUACCUGCGUCAGCCCUGCUUCGGGGGCCUUGGCCUACUACACUCCGCAAGGCCGUUUCCUCCAUCUGCAGCGAACCCCUGCUGAGCAAGAUCCACUGUUCACACCAUGGUGGCUGAAGCACGAGCUGUCAGUGGGACUGCUGACCUAGAAGUCGCGGUGGGUGCGGAUCGUGAACGUGCUAACGGAGCAGGAGGCGUGCCUGGAGGUGCCAGAGGAGGAGCGGAUCGACGAGAUCCUGACGCGGUACGAGGCGAUAAACUCGCACGCGAAGAGCUACACAUGGAAGCGGCACGGACGGGAGCUGGACAUGGGGAAGACGCUGACGGAGAACGGGAUAAAGGACGAAGAGCGGGAGUACGAGGAGCUGGGGGUGCCGGAGGGCGAGCAGUACAUCCCGGCGAUCUACCUGUACUUCAACGACGACCUGACCACCGCCUGA